This is a messenger RNA of Lachancea fermentati, 972 nucleotides long. NCBI's taxonomy places the organism in Eukaryota, Fungi, Ascomycota, Saccharomycetes, Saccharomycetales, Saccharomycetaceae. The record is from the annotation of a GenBank genome assembly.
AUGAGCACAAAAAGAGUACUAAAACCCGCUGAUGAAUCCACAAUUGUCCAAUCUCAUCAAAAAGAUACAUUCAUCGAAUCGCUGAUCACUACAAAACUUCGAGAUGUCCUAACUGCCCUGAGAGGCCAGUACUUUACGAAUACAUACCCUCAAGAAAUACUUAUCAGCUCAAAAAUACUCUACUUGGCACUAACAACACUUCGCAACAAGCGAACUUUGGGGGAAGAGUACGUUGACGUGGUAUAUGUCGACAGAAAAAACAAAUCAACUGUUAAGCUCCAUCAAAGACUGCUUUUCAUAAUAUCCUACACAAUACUUCCAUACACGUUAUCAAAAAUAUCUGCUUAUUUCUCAAAGAGAAAUGAUAGUGAGGACGAUAAUGAAAACACUAAUAUAUUGAGGAAAAUUCUGAGGAAGGGGACGUUAAGUAACGCUAUCAAUCUAAUAACGGACCUCCAUCUGAUUCUCUUUUACUUCAGGGGGAGUUACUAUCAGAUUUCGAAGAGAUUUUAUGGGCUCAAAUAUGCACUUGCUCAUGAAGUUGAUAAAGCUGAAGAAAAGUUCAGACAGUCCAGCGCUAGAAGCUACAGAAUACUCGGAUUGGUUUUGCUGUUCCAGUUAAUGUCUAAGGGAGUCCCACACCUGUCACGUUUAGUGAAGCUCUACAAAGAACCCAUAAAAUCCGAAAUUGAUCGUGAAACAGGAAACAAGACGUCAGGAUUCGAGAUAAAAGGAGUGCCUGAGGAGUCUGCAAUGAAUGCCAUCGACCUUUCCGACCCAAAAAUAUUAGCUUUUAUCCCUGACGAGUCUCGUAAGUGCAUUUUAUGUCUGACUCCGAUGGUAAACCCUAGCUGUGGUCCUUGCGGGCAUCUUUUUUGUUGGAAUUGUAUAUUCAAUUGGUGCAAAGAAAGACCUGAAUGUCCCUUAUGCAGAAAGGCAUGUCAUAAGCAAUCAAUCCUUCCUAUCAGGUAA